Triticum aestivum (bread wheat) is the source of this 1473-nucleotide messenger RNA. Its product is annotated as probable membrane-associated 30 kDa protein, chloroplastic. Bases 281 to 1225 code for a protein of 314 amino acids. The record is from RefSeq and is a predicted model, not a curated record. Lineage: Eukaryota; Viridiplantae; Streptophyta; Magnoliopsida; Poales; Poaceae. The transcript is spliced from 12 exons.
ACCGGCCGACCGGCACACACAGAGCGAGCUCGUGUGCCGCCCGAUCUAGCGUGUACCGUCCAGAUCGGGGUGGUGGAGAGGGCUCAGCCACUUUUGCGACAACGCCCCCGUUCCGCAGCCGAUUCACCAAACAAUCCUUGAAAUCGACCCAAGCCGCUCUCCCUGUCAGGUGAGCCGCGCCGCCAGUCUCCGGCGACCCCGAGCCCCAACAAUCCCAUCUCCGGCCACAGGAGCUCCAGGGUUCCUCUCUCCAUCUGGUCCUCCGCUACGCCCCGAAUCGAUGGAGAUUAGGGCCCCGCCGACGAGCCUCAGGCUCGCGACGCCGCCUUCAACCGCCAGCUUCCGCCCGGUCGCCCUCCGGACCUCCUUCCUCAGCGGCAGCGUUUCUCUUCGAGCUGUGCAAGUACGUCAAUCAAAUGUCAACAGAUUUAAGUGCAACGCCAUACGGAGUAACCUCUUCGAUAGACUAACUAGGGUUGUCAGGUCCUAUGCAAAUGCAAUUCUGAGUUCAUUUGAAGACCCUGAGAAGAUCCUAGAUCAAGCGGUCUUGGAGAUGAAUGAUGAUUUAAUAAAGAUGCGGCAAGCCACUGCACAGGUCUUGGCAUCUCAAAAGAGGCCUGAGAACAAGUACAAAGCUGCCGAACAAGCUGAUGCUGAUUGGUAUCGGAGGGCUCAACUUGCUCUUCAAAAGGGUGAAGAGGAUCUUGCUCGUGAAGCCCUUAAACGGCGUAAAUCAUAUGCUGAAAAUGCAAGCUCGUUAAAGGCCCAGCUUGAUCAGCAGAAGAGUGUCGUCGAAAAUCUUGUUUCAAAUACCAGGCUUCUUGAGAGCAAGAUAGCAGAGGCCAAGCAGAAAAAGGAUACCCUAAAAGCCUGUGCUCAAUCAGCAAAGACCGCAACAAAAGUGAGUGAAAUGCUGGGGAAUGUGAAUACAAGUGGUGCCUUGUCAGCGUUUGAGAAGAUGGAGGAGAAAGUUAUGACUAUGGAAUCCCAAGCUGAGGCACUUGGUCAAUUAGGAGCUGAUGAUCUAGAAGGAAAGUUUGCAAUGCUUGAGACUACAUCGGUUGACGAUGAUCUUGCACAAAUGAGAAAAGAACUGUCCGGGAGAUCUUUGAAGGGCGAACUCCCUCCGGGCAGAGCCGCAGCCAGCAAAUCAGGUAGCCCCUUCCGAGACACAGAGAUUGAGAAGGAGCUAAAUGAGCUGCGGAAGAAGGCCAAAGAGUAUUAGAUUUUAUUUACAGGCCAUGUCCGUGUCCCGGGGCUUGAUGAAACCUCCUACCCGAAGAACCCCAGAAGUUAUAUAGGCUUGCAGAUUUCAGCAAUGUGCAUCUGAAACCUCCGGUGUACUUUUUUUUGGGGGUAAAGGUAUAUGGGUGCGUGAAGAGUUCUCUUGCAAUUUUCCUGUGUAUGUCAUUGUACUUUGUACAGUUAAUCUUGUCACCAUAAUGCAAAUCAUUACACCCCCUUUUGAGCUUA